Molecule: messenger RNA, 859 nt
Organism: Mus pahari (shrew mouse)
Lineage: Eukaryota; Metazoa; Chordata; Mammalia; Rodentia; Muridae
Gene: Insl5
Product: insulin like 5
Exons: 3
Coding region: 177-617 (146 amino acids)
Biological process (GO): positive regulation of feeding behavior
Cellular component (GO): extracellular region
Molecular function (GO): hormone activity
Source: RefSeq, a predicted model, not a curated record
GUCGGCCAGCAAACGUAAAGUGGACAUUGAGGCUUCUACAUCCCUGCUUCCAAAAGCCUUGUAUUUCCACAGCAACUCCUGAGAAGAUGCAGCAAUUCUAAGUGAGAUGUGUUCAGAUGACCGAGUGAGCAGCAAUAAUCAUAAAAGCACAUGGCUGGUCCUCCACACUGUCACCUAUGUGCUUAGUAAAUACUGUUAAGAUAAGGAUGAAGGGCCCUGCUCUUGCUCUGUUUCUCUUCAUAGUUCUGUUGGCUGUGGUGGAAGUAAGAAGCAGGCAGGCUGUGAAGCUCUGUGGCCUGGACUACGUGAGGACAGUCAUCUACAUCUGUGCCAGCUCACGGUGGAGGAGACACCUGGGGGGUGCUCUCCAUGCUCAACAAGCUGAGACAAGAAACUACCUCCAGCUCCUAGACAGACGGGAGACAUCCAAGAAAAUGCUGGAGCACAACCUUCCCAAGAUGGAUCUCUCAGGACAGGAGCUUGGUCAAGAUCCACAGGCAUCCAUGGAAGAAGGUCUUUGGGAAUUGAAGAAGCACUCGGUAGUAUCCAGACGAGAUCUGCAAGCUCUGUGCUGCAGGGAAGGCUGCUCUAUGAGGGAGCUCAGCACCCUCUGUUAGGACGCACCAACCCCUUGGCAGGCUUCAGCAUGCAUCUCAGUGUUCUACCAUCGAGUUCCAUGUUCAGCUUCUAUCACUACAACCAUGGCUUUUGGGUAGACAAUCCUUUCUUGAAAGGUCUAUUACGGCUUAAAGCCACUCUUCUCCCUGUGCCAAUCCACUCUUCUUUCUAAAUUCUAACUACUGCUUUGAAAUUUCAAGUGCUGUGCAAAAUUGCAAUAAAAAAAAUGCCUGAAUCCAAA